Messenger RNA from Sinocyclocheilus rhinocerous, 2541 nucleotides. Its product is annotated as serine/threonine-protein kinase 19-like. NCBI's taxonomy places the organism in Eukaryota, Metazoa, Chordata, Actinopteri, Cypriniformes, Cyprinidae. Gene Ontology annotation, biological process: positive regulation of Ras protein signal transduction. Bases 255 to 1031 code for a protein of 258 amino acids. The transcript has 6 exons. The record is from RefSeq and is a predicted model, not a curated record.
AGGAGGAAGAGUUAGUCAGCUGAUGUGUUGUCGAACUGUGGAGUGGACAUUUAAACUCGAGUUAAAAGAGUAGAAUUUAUGGAAAUAUAUGUAUUUUUGAAAACAAAAACCGUGUUCCUUUGUCACUUCAGCAGGACAAAUGUUAAAUAUAUAAACAUUUUGCGAUAUUCUCAGCUAGCAUACAAGCUAGCUAACUUACAUGAGGAAAAACAGUUAAAUGAAGUAACGUUAGUGGCCGUGCAUAAAAGUAAGAAAUGAGCAGAAAAAGAGCCCUGAUCGCAGACACGUUCUGUUUAACAAAGAGACGCAGAUGUGCAGCUGACAGUGUGACCGGUAAGAGUCAAGCAGAUGGGGCAGCUGAUAUCAGGUCAAGCUUGCAGUAUCUCAUGACACUGUUUUCACGAAAGCUCUUCAACGACAGUCUCCCACCAGUGGUCCUAAAACACCAGCUGUACAGUUUACACAAUGACAAAACCUCAGUGGACAAGCAAGUGAAUGAGUUGAGGGAAAAUGGCGAGCUGUUGAUGUUCCAGCUGGGGUUCGACUCCGAGGCCUUCGCUUUGGUGUUUGCUGAAGAUUACAGAACAAAAGUCCUGCAGGGGGAAGCUGGCAUAGAAACGUUGGGAACUGUAGAGAAAUUUCUGGCCAAACUAAUACCCGGCUGCUCCGAUUUGAGUUUCAACAAGGAACAAAUGCUUAAGGAGUUCCUCUUUACAGACCCAGAGAUAACGCAGCUGGUGAAAUCAGGCGUCCUCACUGUGAGGGAUGCGGGCAGCUGGUGGCUUUCAAUCCCGAACUCUGGCAAAUUCAUUAAGUACUUCAUUAAGGGACGCAAAGCUGUUCUCGGCAUGGUUAAGAAAUCCAAAUACGGUGAAAUCCUCAAGACUGAAUUGGAGGGACGCCGCACAACUUCACAGGUCAAAUUCCAGAUGAAGUAUCACAUUCAUGAUAUAAUGGGAGCAGAGUUAGUGGAAUGCAUACAGACAACAUCAGGAACAUUAUUACGAUGCGUGGACGGAAACGUCAACUAAGAGCUCCACUCACUUGACUUGAAUUGAACUGUGUAAUGUAUUUAUUGCCAUUUAAUUUGGUUACAAAAAGCAGAAUCAACUGUGCACAAUAUAUAUAUAAUAAAAUUUUGCCAAACUUCUUGGUGUCAAAUGGUGUCUUUGUUGGCACCACUCAGGAUCGCCACUAGUUAAGGUUUUGAGACCAUAUGUUGCUACCAGUUACAUGGCAUUUACAGCUUAAGACAGUUGUGUCCAGAACUGAGUGUAAAUUACCACGGUAAAAAGCAAAUCACAUACUUUCGGGAGUCCUGCACCAACCUCACUAUUUAACCGACUGCUGAAGGCUAAAAUCGGAACGACAGAAGGUUGGGCGGAGCUACAUAAGGUUUCUAAUUGAAACAAAACGCAACUUUUUAGGGUUUAAUCUAAAUUUAUUGCGUUUCAUUAUCUCUGUAAAACAAGUGACGUAAUGAAUACCCCUAAAAACAGGGUUACAAUCUGGCUAUAACAGUGCAGAAAUAGCUCGAUAGGGUGAUCAAAAAUGACGCACAUUCUGUAUUUGUGCCUCGGGACAGUUCAAGUAAGUAUGUAAAAGUGUUAAAAGUCAGAAUACCUUGGACAUGAUGUGCUGCUCAAAUCAAUAAGACAAUCAGUUGAUUUCAGAAUAUAAACACAUUUGACAGUUACAUGUUAUUAGUACAGUAAGAAGUAAAAUGUAAGUGAUUAAGUGGAAUAAACCGCAUCAAGAGAAAACGUACUAAUUCCUGUAGUGUACGCUUUUGACCGUAGUCUUUCUUUUUGUAAAAUUAGCAAAUAUAAAAAGUGUCAAAAAGAAGAAAGUUUCUAAAAAUGUGUUAACAAAAAAAUAGAUAUGGCUGAAGAUGGUGUAUUAUAAAUGCCCAAAGAGCAUCAAGGUGUUCAUAUACCGCUAAAUUAAGAUUGACACAAUGUCCCAUGUGAUCCAUUAGAUAUUUUUUAAAAAGCCAUUGUUGAACGCUGAUAUUUGGGGACUAAAACUAGUUCUGCCCAUUCUGAGACUUCUUGACAUACUGGGACCAACAAAACAUUUCCUGGCCAUGUUUCACCUCAAAAGAAAAAUGGAAAUUAUACUUUGAUUACACAAAAAUAAAGCCUAUUUUUAGGAUCAUGCAUUAUGAUAUAUUAUGACAUUCAAUUAAGCCCAUUUUCCCAAUCAAAGUUCUCAUUAUAGUAAAAUAUUAUAGUAAAAUUCAUACAAAAAAAUACUACAUUUCAAAAAUUAUAUUGCAAUAAGGGAAAUUUAACUGUGACAAAAAGGUCCUAAAAAGAGGCUUCAUUUUUUUUGUUUUCUUAAAAAUUUAGGAGUGAAAUGUGGCUAGGACAUGUUUUCGUGUAUAAUUAGUGUGGCCUUAAAUUACAGUAUAACCUCCCCAAAACAAAUGGCAAAUAGUGUGAACGCAAGUAUAAAAAUCAGUUUGGACACCUCAUCCUUCCAUUAACAGAACCUCAUGUUUCAGAAACAGGUGCGAGGUAAGCUAACUUUAUCGCUUUC